Hippoglossus stenolepis (Pacific halibut) is the source of this 4405-nucleotide messenger RNA. It is a transcript of the gene plppr4a, whose product is annotated as phospholipid phosphatase related 4a. Gene Ontology annotation, molecular function: phosphatidate phosphatase activity. Bases 364 to 3225 code for a protein of 953 amino acids. Lineage: Eukaryota; Metazoa; Chordata; Actinopteri; Pleuronectiformes; Pleuronectidae. The transcript is spliced from 11 exons. The record is from RefSeq and is a predicted model, not a curated record. Gene Ontology annotation, biological process: phospholipid dephosphorylation; signal transduction; phospholipid metabolic process.
AGGUAGAGAGAGGAUCCCGGGCUGACCGGAGGAACGCCUCCUCUCUGUCCGCCCUGUGUCACCUCAAGAGGAAUAUUCUGUGAGUGUCAUGUCAGCGGACUGGAACAGCACCUUCAACACAACCUGUGUCUGUCACCGUUUUUAAGUCCGCCACAAAAAACAACCCCCAAAAACCGCAUAUACUCGGGGCGACAGCGGACCAAUCACACCAACGAGCAGCAGCUCCUCCAGCUCAGAUGAUGGAGCUGCGCCGGUGAAGACUCGGAGGGAACCGGACUCGGUCUGAAUUCCGCCAAAAUUACGACGGGAAUCAGGUACAGCUCCCUGUCUCCCGGCAACGGGGGAGACCACCGGGCGCUCGUGAUGUCUCGUGCCAAGGAGCGGCUGAAAGGCGGGAAGGAAACCAAGGACAGCGUUACUCUGCUACCGUGCUUUUAUUUUGUAGAGCUCCCUAUCCUGGCCUCCUCUGUUGUCAGUCUUUACUUUUUGGAGCUGACGGAUAUUUUCCAACCGGUGCAUUCUGGGUACAGCUGUAAUGACCGCAGUCUGUCUCUGCCCUACAUCCUGCCCAGACAGGAAGUCUGCCCACUGCCUCUGCUCUUCAGUUUGGCCUUCGCUGCUCCCACCGCCACUAUCCUGAUAGGAGAGGCCAUUCUGUACUGCUAUCUGUCCAGGAGGUCGUCAGCCACACAGACUGAGGCCAAUAUCAACGCUGCAGGCUGUAAUUUCAACUCCUACAUUCGCAGAGCUGUACGCUUCAUAGGAGUCCAUAUCUUCGGCCUGUGUGUGACAGCACUGAUAACUGACAUUCUCCAGCUUUCCACUGGUCAACACACACCCUACUGGCUGGAUGUGUGCAAACCCAACUUGACCCACAUUAACAUGUCCACCUGUGACGAAGCCUUCAUUCUGGAGGAUAUCUGCUCUGGACAAGACAUUGGGCUCAUCAACGCUGGGAGGAAGUCGUUUCCUUCCCAGCAUGCAACUCUGGCUGCCUUUGCUGCUGUCUACAUCUCAAUGUACUUCAACACCGUACUGACAGACUCUGCCAAGUUGCUGAAGCCUCUCCUGGUCUUCUCUUUCGUCAUGCUGGCCAUCUUAGCUGGGUUAACCAGGAUCAUCCAGUUCAGAAACCACCCUGUCGAUGUCUACUGUGGAUGGUUACUGGGAUCUGCCAUUGCCGUUUAUCUGGGAGUGUACGCGGUGGGGAAUUUCCAGCCUAGUGAAGAUCGGUCUCGAAGUCAUCCAUCUCCCCCAAUCCUGAGAGAGCCCCCCCUCUCCUCCCUUCCCAAUGUCAGCCAAACAGCAGUCAGCAACAGCCACCAAGGCCACCAUACCCUGGCUCCCAGCCAACCAGAGCCAAUUAUCACAAGGACCUCUUCCCACAUGUUGUUGCCUGACCAAACAGGGCCCAUCCUGACGCGUAGUUCCUCCUAUCGAGAGCCAUCUCUGUCCAAUAUGAAGAGAGCAAGUGCUGAGGUGGAGGUGAUAAGUCCAUCCAGUCCUUUAGGCAACCGUGACAACAUGAUGACUUUCAGCAGCAGCACGCUGCCAAGGUCCCAUGGAGGCUCCUCACUGGAGGAGGGUCGCAUUCCUCGGCGUCACGCCUCCAUUCAUGCCUCAAUGGACUCAACUCGAUCCAAGCAGCUCCUCAGCCAGUGGAAGAAUAAGAAUGAUAACAGGAAGCUGUCCCUACAGGUAAUGGAUGGAAUAAGACCAGCCUCCUCCUCAUCUCCUCAGAGGAACAUGGAGCUGCGCUGCUCCUCUGAACCAUCUGCCAUGGGCCUGGAGGCAGAGCUCCGUGGUGGAACCCACCUGCCCUCCAUUAUGGGCCAGGAAGCGGAGCUGCGUGCUGGGGCCCACAUUCCCGCUCAAUACAUGAAGCUAGCUGCUAGCUCUGUUCCUAUGACCAAUCAUAAUCACAUGGCCCAUAAUGGCAGCACUGGAUUGGCUGGUGGGGCCAGAGUGUCAAUCCAAUCCCGACCUGGAUCCUCCCAGCUGGUUCAUAUUCCUGAGGAGGAGAAUCCCAACAGCAGGGAUCAGGAGAGUGAAUCAGAGGACAGCAUUAUGGAUGGUGGCGGGUCAGUGAGGGAAAAGUGGCUGAGAGUGGCUGAGAAGACCACCAUCCCCUGCAGGCCACUAAGUGCUGGAGGACAGCCUCGUCUAAUGCAGGUGAUAGCUUUAUCCAAACAGCAAGGUCUGCUUCACUCUCCUCGUUCAGAAGAUGGUGGAUCCAUCAGGUACCGAGCGCUGAUGGACCAGGACCCUUCACCACCCACCUCCACCACCGGAGCAGUGGGAGGAGGAGGUUUGGAAAGAAGUGGCAGUAUAGUCCGUGUUGAUGCCCACCCAGAGUCCAGAUCAAACAGACCCGUGGUAAAACCUCCUAGCACUGAUGGAAGUGGCUCCUGGCGAUGGAGACCUCCGGAUCAACGAGCGUCUCUCCGACAAUCAGCUUUCGCUCUCAAUGACCUCAACAUGCACACAGACAGCUGUGAUUCGCUGAGGGAUGGAGGGUCAGUGGAUGGAUGGAGGAGUGUCACAGGGACUGAAAGUGAGAGUGAAGGGGGAGGAGAUGGAAGCAUGGGAGGAAUGGGUGGAGGAGGUGCAUAUACAAACCACCCACAUAUUGUACACACUGUACAUCCCUUACAUCCAAAUAACCCCAACAAUUUCCAGCACCCAAAUUUUAAUACCAUCAACCCCAAUAACCCCAACUAUAACAAUGCUCACCCUAUUUUCAACCCCAAUUCUACCAGCGCCAAUAUGCCAUUCACUCCCACUGCCACCUUUGCCCCUCCUUUCCACCCCCACCCUCAGGCCAUCACUACCAUCAGGGUCACCCCAGUUGAAGGGACGGCGGCCAGCAGUGACGGUGGCUCAGACUGCCAGUCGGUUGCCUCAUCUAGCCGGGAAUCCACCCUGAGGAGGAAGAGUGGCUCCAACAUUGUCCACGUACCAGAUCGAGGCCCCACCCCUGACCUCCACAACAACCACCGCCUCUGUGAUGACAGUGACCGCCUUGACCAUGAGAGCAGCAACCGUUUCCACGAAAAUCUCAGAAGUUUUCAAGAAAACCCCAUCUACCCCAAUCACCCCAACUACGCCAACAGGCAGUUGCAGGCGAUGUAUGGCCGUCCCAGCCCUACCCCUCCCCCCACCUUACCCCGCCCCCUGCUUAGCCACACUCCGCCUCCUACACUGGGUUUGGCUUAUAAAGAAUGACACGCUCAGUGUUAACUUCAGCCAUCUGCACCAUGAUCAAAUAUUUAUCCUACUCCAGUAUGACAAAAAACUAGAGUGUAGGAAAUUCAGUUAAAUUUGUCCGUCAUCCAAGGUCAGUCUUUAGGGGAUGAUCACAAAGUCCAACCCACAAGCUUUCAUCUCGCCAAUGGUUUCCUUCCACCCUCCCAGCUGGUUUUGUACCCAACUGGGUAAAUGAUAUGCCUUGUUAGGAUAUGUAGUGUAGGCUUAUGCAGACCUCCACUUUGGGUCAUAAGCCAUAGAGAGUACAAACAUAAUUAGCCCUGCCCCAAUUUUCCAUCAGAAAGGACUUCAGUCAGGGGUGAGUUUGAUUCAGUAUUUUGUUUAUUUAUAUAUAUUUGUGGGGGGGGUUGGACUGCUGGAUAAGCCAGACAAAUGUUCUAAAUGUAUUGAUUAAGCGCACUUGCUUCCUGGAUGAUGGACUAAAUAAACUGUUGACCUUAUGACCCACUCAAAACUACAGAUUCCAGCCUCUGGCUCUCUGCCAGUGAGGUUGGAUUCAGCUCAAUGACUCUGCCCCCUUCUCCCCUGACUGCUAUGUCAGCUGUGAAUGGGACUACAUUUCUAUUACUAACAUUUAUACAAAUAUUAUCGGCUUUCAUCCUGUUGUCAAACACAGGUAACAUAUUGCUAUAUAAACUUUACAGUGUAAAAACAUGCCAUUAGAUGUAAAUUGCAUUCAAAGCCCAUAAUUGUGCUGUGUUUGUACAUAUAUGAAUGGGCGGCCACAGUGGACUAUAAACCCACAGUCUUGUUUGUGUCUGGGCUACAAGGAGUCCCUUCUGGGCAAUAACAGUAAUGGUAAUGGUGGUGUUGUGAUUGUGUUGGGUAAGAACAAUAUCAUGGGACCUACAGUACAUUUUGCUUAAAUAUAGUUUAACAAACGCUCUAUUUUUACAUGCUGUGUUAAUGUGUGUGCAGUACUUGAAUUAUCCUUUCUGUGUAGUAGCUGUACUGUACACUGCCAUGUGAGCCAUUUGUACAAACUCUGACCACACUUGGGUGGCUGUGGCCGAGGGGUAGAGUGGUCGUCCUCCAACCUGAAGGUCAGCAGUUCAAUCCCCAGUAUUCCCCAUCUGCAUGCCGAAGUGUCCUUGGGCAAGAUGCUAAACCCCCAAUUGCCCCUCAUAGAACAAAAAAG